GAGGUGGCGGACUACAGCUCCGGUCAGGCCAAGCGCCGCCAGCGGGGUCCUGCACACGCGCCGCUGAGCAGCAGGUUAGCCUUGCUGUAGCUGCGAGUAGGCCAUGCAGAGUCUGUUUCACAACGGGGUCAGGGCCCAUACUGUCCAGUGAAGAGGCUGUGCUGAUAGAUUUAAACAGAGUCUCAAGCUAUUGCUGUGACUGAUCUUCCCUUUUCUGGCCUGACAUUCAGGGAAAGAGGAAGAGAUGGCAGUUUCUUGGGGCUCAGUGACCUAUGAAGAUGUAGCUGUGAUAUUCACUCAAGAGGAGUGGGCACUAUUGAAUCCUUCAGAGAAGAAACUCUACAGAGAUGUGAUGUGUGAAAACUUGAGGAACUUUCUUUCACUAGAAAAGAUACAAGGACAUUCCACCGAAGGCCAGCAUAUCUUGCAUGCGAGUAAACAAAGUAAUACAACAGUAAAAAUCUCUGAGGGCAAAGAUAGUCAUAAUGCUAGACUAUCUCAAGAAUGUGAAGUAUACAACAAAUUAUUCACUUAUCCUAUUCAUCUUCAAAAACAUGAAAGAAUUCACAGUGGAGAGAAUCCCUAUGAAUGUAAACUAUGUAGUAAAACAUUCAGUUCUUCCAGUCAUCUUUGGGCACAUGAAAGAACUCACAGUGGAGAGAAACCCUAUGAAUGUAAACAAUGUACUAAAACAUUCAGUCAAGCUGGUCAUCUUCAGGCACAUGAAAGAACUCACUGUGGGGAGAAACCCUAUGAAUGUAAACUAUGUAGUAAAACAUUCAGUUGUUCCAGUAGUCUUCUGGAACAUGAAAGAAUUCACAGUGGAGAGAAGUCCUAUGAAUGUAAACUAUGUAGUAAAACAUAUAGACAAUACACUCAUCUUCGGGUACAUGAAAGAAUUCACAGUGGAGAGAAACCCUAUGAAUGUAAACAGUGUAGUAAAACAUUCCGGCAAUCUGGAACUCUUCAGAAACAUGAAAGAAUUCACAGUGGAGAGAAACCCUAUGAAUGUAAACAGUGUAGUAAAACAUUCCGGCAAUCUGGAACUCUUCAGAAUCAUGAAAGAAUUCACAGUGGAGAGAAACCCUAUGAAUGCAAACAGUGUAGUAAAACAUUCAGUUCUUCCCGUAAUCUUCGGGCACAUGAAAGAACUCACAGUGGAGAGAAACCCUAUGAAUGUAAACAGUGUAGUAAAACAUUCAGUUGUUCCAGUCAUCUUCAGAUACAUGAAAGAAUUCACAGUGGAGAGAAGCCCUAUCAAUGUAAACAGUGUAGUAAAACAUUCCGGCAAUCUGCAGCUCUUCAGCAACAUGAAAGAAUUCACAGUGGAGAGAAACCCUAUAAAUGUAAACAGUGUAGUAAAACAUUCCGGCAAUCUGGAACUCUUCAUAAACAUGAAAGAAGUCACAGUGGAGAGAAAACCUAUGAAUGCAAACAGUGUAGUAAAACAUACAGUUAUGCCAGUAGUCUUUGGGCACAUGAAAGAAUUCACAGUGGAGAGAAAACCUAUGAAUGCAAACAGUGUAGUAAAACAUUCAGUUGUUCCAGUAAUCUUCGGAUACAUGAAAGAAUUCAUAAUGGAGAGAAACCCUAUGAAUGUAAACAGUGUAGUAAAACAUUCCGGCAAUCUGGUGGUCUUCAGAAACAUAAAAGAAUUCAUAGUGGAGAGAAACCCUAUGAAUGUAAACAGUGUAGUAAAACAUUCAGUUGUUCCAGUUAUCUUCGGUUACAUGAAAGAAUUCACAGUGGUGAGAAACCCUAUGAAUGUAAACAGUGUAGUAAAACAUUCCGGCAAUCUGGUGGUCUUCAGAAACAUGAAAGAAUUCAUAGUGGAGAGAAACCCUAUGAAUGUAAACAGUGUAGUAAAACAUUCAGUUGUUCCAGUUAUCUUCGGUUACAUGAAAGAAUUCACAGUGGUGAGAAACCCUAUGAAUGUAAACAAUGUAACAGAACAUUCAGGAGAUCCUGUCAUCUUUGGGAACAUAAAAGAAUUCACAAUGGUGAGAAACCCUAUGAAUGUAAACAAUGUGGUAACACAUUCACUUGUUCCAGUAAUCUUCGGAUACAUGUAAGAAUUCACAGUGGUGAGAAACCCUAUGAAUGUAAACUAUGCAGUAAAACAUUCACUAGUUCCAGUAGUCUUCGGAACCAUGAAAGAAUUCACAGUGGUGAGAAAGAAACCUCAUCAAUGUAACCAUGUAGUCUAAUAUUCAUUUAAGCUAGUUUUCUGAUAUUGAAAGGAUCUCACAGUGGAAAGAAACCCAGUGGAUAUAAACAGCAAAACAUUGAUUCAAGUCUGUCAUCUUUGUCAUCAUGAAAUAACUCACAGUGGAGAGAAAUUUGAUGAAUAUAAGCAGUGUUGAAAACAUUCUAUUAUUCUGCUCUUUGUAAACAUGAAAGAAUUCACAGUGACGCAAAACCCCCUGAAUGUAAUAGUUAGAUGUUCCACUAAAUUCAAAUACAUGAAAAUAUUCACAAUGGAAAUCAAUCUUGAGCAUAAACUGUAAUAAGAUUAGAAAGAAAGAUGCAACCUAAGAUAUGAUGCAGAGGCUAGUGGUUCAAUGUAAUAGUUUUUGGUGUGAGCUUCUGCACUCCGUGGGUAGUUAUGUUCUGUUUUAUUGUGUCUCUAUCUCUCCAUCUUGUGAUAAUAUAUAAGUAAAUAUCUUUAAAUGUAGGGAUGACAGUUCUAUGAUACAAGUGAACGCAUACCUCUGAUUAUUCUAUAUAUGUAAAGAGUAAGUAUUUUGAUUCUUUGUCUUAAAUUCUAAUAUAUGAAAAAUCCACUUGGUACUGAGAACUUACUGAUGUCAACAGUGCUUAGAUAUAUUGUAAUCAAUAGUGGUCUUUGCACAUAUAAGAUCACUGGAAUUAGAAAAACAAGAAAAAGAAAAACAAUUCUUGCCCUAGGAGUCGAGUGGUAGUGUAUUGAGUUAAGUGCACGUAGUGCAACGCACAAGGACCAACAUGAGGAUCCUGGUUCAAGCCCCCGGCUCCCCACCUGCAGGGGAGUUGCUUGACAAGCAUUGAAGCAGGUCUGCAGGUAUCUCCCCCUCUCUGUCUUCCACUCCUCUCUCCAUUUCUCUGUCCUAUCCAGCGACAUCAACAACAACAGUUACAACAAUAGAAAAAGGGGGGACAAAAGGGAAUAAAUAAAUGAAUAAUUAAAAAAAAACACAAUUCUUGGGAGUCAGCCAGUUACACAGCAGGUUAAGUACACAUGGCAUCAAGCCAAGGAGUGACAUAAGGAUCCUGGUUUAAUCAUUGAG
Erinaceus europaeus (western European hedgehog) is the source of this 3266-nucleotide messenger RNA. RefSeq names its product zinc finger protein 709-like. Lineage: Eukaryota; Metazoa; Chordata; Mammalia; Eulipotyphla; Erinaceidae. The record is from RefSeq and is a predicted model, not a curated record. Gene Ontology annotation, molecular function: DNA-binding transcription repressor activity, RNA polymerase II-specific. The transcript is spliced from 5 exons. Gene Ontology annotation, biological process: negative regulation of transcription by RNA polymerase II. The coding region runs from base 245 to 2194 and encodes 649 amino acids.